Molecule: messenger RNA, 2595 nt
Organism: Alternaria alternata
Lineage: Eukaryota; Fungi; Ascomycota; Dothideomycetes; Pleosporales; Pleosporaceae
Exons: 5
Coding region: 1-2595 (864 amino acids)
Source: RefSeq, a predicted model, not a curated record
AUGGCUACCAACUUCAGAGAGUGCGCCAAGCGAUUCGCAGAAAACUCAACACUCCGCGAAACAUGGGGUUGGCAUGGUAAGAUCAUCGGCAUCGAUUAUAACUCUACGACCCAGAUAUCCCGUGAAGGGUGCAUAUACCUUUGUGGUAACGGCGCGCAUUACUACCCGUGGAAAGACGUUUCAGGUGUAAUCACCACCUGGAUACUCCCAAUCAUCGGUGUUCUUUUGCAGGCACCUUUUGAGAGCAACGCAACUCAACGAACAUUGUUGGCCAUCACGCGAUGGGUUGGCUCGCCCAUCGCAUCGAUAUCCUACGUCCUAUGGAAUAUCAAAGUGUCUGCCAAGGCUGCCAUGAUGGUUGACAUGGCUGUCAAGUAUGACGAGACCCCCCAUCGCAAGACCGACUUCGGUAGCAUGCGAGACUCUAUGUAUCUCUUGCUGGUUAUGAAUCAGUACACGCUAAAGCCUACGGUCAUGUCGAAAGACCUUCAGAAAGAAGCCGAGGGCCUAUUGCGCAUCACGCUCUUUAGCAAAGACCUUGUGUUAACAGAUACCGACAAGACGCUCCGUCAAAUGAGACGCAUACUGGCCCGUGAGGUGCGUGAGAUGAGAAGAAGGGGGACCGUUCCGGUCUUUAUAUCCAUCAUGUGGUUCUUAUUCGCAUUUGCGCUUUCCAUUCAAGAUGCUUUCGGUGACCUGGGAAACAACUCAACCGCUCACGAUUUGGCAUUGGGCUGUUUGCUGGCCUGGUUCCCAGUUCUAAUUAUGGGCUCUAUUGUUGACCGCAAUCCCAUAGCAGCAGAAGCGAUCCGCAAAAAGCUCAGCACCUUGGUCGAUCACGUCCGUCACGCACUACGCGACAAGCAACAUCGCGACGAAUUCAUCAAGACUUUUAGAGAUCAACCAGACUACCAUGAGCUGAAGUGCCGUAUCGAGAGUGUGGCGGACAAGGGCGAGUACAUGGAAGAAUUCUUCGUGGAUUUCGCUGGCCAGGCGAGAAUUCGAUGGCAUUAUGGUGCCGCACAUGCAAUUCUCUCUGAUAUAGAAGACUGCUAUAUUGAGAGGAAAGGCCGUAAUUGGCUGGCUAAUGAGCGCGAAGCACGAGCAAGUCUUGUGUUGGGGCCUGUCAAUGAGGAAGGGUUGGUUUGGUUCGAUGUACGAGAGUUCUGGCAAGUGCUAAGUGCCAUCAUCAUCGUUGCUGGAAGUUGCGGAGGUGCAUUCAUCUUAAGUUACUUCACACCCACCGUUGGCCUCGGUUGCCGCAGUGGAGGAUACACCAUCUUCUUCGCUGUUGCAUUGGGCCUGCUUAUCGUCGAAAUGACCGUCUGGAUGUUCCUUUCGCCGUACGAGUUCGAUGCGCUAUGUUCGCCGUGGCUGGGUAGAGUUGGAAGUCGUCUACAUAGCCAUGUCACCUUUAAUCAUUGGGAGGACGAUGCACAGGCGAGCUGGGGAAGACUCAAGCGAAGAGCUUCGCGAAUGGUUGACGUUAUGAGCAGCCUUUUGAUCCGUUGUAUAGUCUCCAUGGUUCUUGUAGCGCCUUGGGUGAACAGAGGAGCCACCAGGGAAAAGUUUCAGAUAGCAUUGGAGAGGAAGAGAGCUAGUCUCCGUGAAAUGCCUCUCAAAAGGAGGUGGGAGCUCUUCUUUUUCCGGCCAGUAGAGACAUUCAACACCAUAUGGUUAAUAUACAUCGUCAUGGCGCAGGUCUUUGGUUGGUACAAAACUUGCGAUUGCAUGACCAGUAAUUGGGCUUGGGGAGGUGGAUACCUGGAUUUCAUAGAUCAGUCGAAUAGCCUGUGGGUCGCCUGGUGCUGGAUCUCCGGGACUGUCUUGACAGCAACAGUGAUGGGCUUAUCCAUGUUCUACAUCACUGUCGAGUGGUGUCAACAGUCCUUCCUAUCGACCGAAGAUUACGAAGACGCUAUGAAAGGACUGAGAAUGACACGAGCCUACCGGUCAUUGACGCUCUUCGCUCGCCGUACCUCUCGUGUUACAAUGAACCAGUUAGAAAAGCUUGCUCUUGCCAUUGGUUUGAUCAAGAAGCGUAAAAAGACGCUCAUGUGGACAAGGCAUCACACAUGGAAUCCGCUUGUUCCUCGCCGGACUUCCUCAUCAGGAAGAGACCAUCUCCGCGGAGCGCCGUCGAUUGAACUGACACCUUACGACAACGAUAGAGUGCCUGAUGUUGUCUUCGAAACCCCAGCAAUGGCUCACUCGUUGUUUCCACCAGCUAUUACACCACGUCGGACACGCAACGAGAGCGACGCCUCCCUCGAUCCACUUGACCUACCCGGUCGGCCCCGCACAAGCGGCGACUCUUCGACACCCCUUAUACAAAGGCCGUCGCAAGUAUAUCAGCAGAAUGAAGCAGACGGCCAUGUGAUCGGCGAAGAGCGCAGAAGCUCAGAGACUCCUCUCUUAGAAACAGGUCUGGUGCGUAGUAACGCACAGACAGGGCCACAUAUACAGGAUGCAGUGCAGAACCGGCAGGGCUAUCAUCGUGCACACUCGGAUCAGGGAUCUGCACUUCAGUCGAGAGAUACUGAACACGCUGGUUUGGGGAUAUCGUCUUCCUCGCAAGACCAUAACUACAGGUAG